Schizophyllum commune H4-8 is the source of this 792-nucleotide messenger RNA. RefSeq lists its product as uncharacterized. The record is from RefSeq and is a predicted model, not a curated record. The coding region runs from base 108 to 623 and encodes 171 amino acids. The transcript is spliced from 2 exons. Lineage: Eukaryota; Fungi; Basidiomycota; Agaricomycetes; Agaricales; Schizophyllaceae.
AUGGGCGUUUACUGCUUGGCGACUUACGCGAUGGCUCAUCGCCGGGCGCGAUGGUCCAUCACCAUACACGCCACUGGACCUAGUCGAGAGCGCAUUGAACAGAGUCUAUGGCCAACAUGGAUGCGAGUUACUUCCCGAUGCACCGCCACCAUCUACAAAGCUUGCGGAGGAAGUUGAACUUGGGCCAUCAGUUCUGGUCACGCCAUGGUUAUGUGCCCUACCGUGUUCAAUUCGUGAAGAAGCACAAGGGUUACAACCAUCUCGCACGCAGCAGUUCUCGCGGCGGUCGCUGCUUCUUGCGGGGGUUACUGCUUCUUCCUCUACUAUCCAAUGGAAAUCCACCUGUUUGUACGUCCCAUUGCUUCGCGACCCCCUUCGACCCCGCGACCUCAAACACUGAGCCUUCGAGAUGCCAGCAAGGCGCCAUCUCGCGUAUAUCACUCCGCGCGGUUCACCGACCUCCCACCACAUGCUUUAUGGCAUUGUUUAGAACUACUUCCGUCACAGAUCCGGAAUCCCAAUGCAUCUUCGCACCGUGCGCCCGGAGUGCAUCUUCGCGCCGUCCGUCACGCCUUCUGCCCUCCUCCUGCAUACAGUGCACCAGACGUUGGAGCUGUGCCUGAUAGCGCCAUAGCGAAGUAUAAAGGUUGCGGUCGCUCUCACCGACCGGCCUACCUCUCUCGGCGUGCUCCCUCUCGAAGAGCCUCAGCCCCCCGUCUCCUACGAGCGCCCCGCCUUGCACGAUGGCCGCCUUUGACGCGCCGAUCCUCAAGAAGACGCAGCCCCCGGUCG